AUGCUGUCGCGCGGAUCACUUAGGACGGCCCAGGCCCUGCGCUGCGCUGCUGCCCCCAGCAGGCAGGCUGCUUUCUCGGCCGCUCGCGGCUUCGCCACUGUCGAGUCCGACAUCUUCAAGCCCUCCAAGUUUGGCGGCAAGUACACGGUUACGCUGAUCCCCGGUGAUGGUAUUGGUGGUGAGGUCACCGAGUCCGUCAAGACCAUCUUCAAGGCCGACAACGUCCCCAUCGAGUGGGAGCAGGUCGCUGUUUCCGGUAUCGAGGAUGCUGGCCGCACAGAAGCUGCCUUCAACGAGAGUGUUGCGUCUCUUAAGCGCAACAAGCUCGGCCUCAAGGGUAUCCUCCACACUCCCAUCAGCCGCUCCGGCCACCAGAGCUUCAACGUGGCCAUGCGCCAGGAGCUUGACAUCUAUGCCAGCAUCAGCUUGAUCAAGAACAUACCCGGCUACGCCACCCGCCACCGCGAUGUUGACCUGUGCAUCAUUCGUGAGAACACCGAGGGCGAGUACUCUGGCCUCGAGCACCAGAGCGUCGACGGCGUCGUUGAGUCGCUCAAGAUCAUCACCCGCGCCAAGUCGGAGCGCAUUGCCAAGUUCGCCUUUGCCUUUGCCCUCGCUAACGGCCGCUCCAAGGUUACCUGCAUCCACAAGGCCAACAUCAUGAAGCUGGCCGACGGUCUUUUCCGCAGCACCUUUCACGAGAUUGCCAAGGACUACCCUACCCUCGAGGUCAACGACAUGAUUGUCGACAAUGCCAGUAUGCAGGCCGUCUCUAAGCCCCAGCAGUUUGAUGUUAUGGUCAUGCCUAACCUAUACGGCGGCAUCCUCUCAAACAUUGGUGCUGCCCUCGUCGGUGGCCCCGGAAUCGUUCCCGGCUGCAACAUGGGCCGUGAUGUUGCCGUCUUCGAACCCGGCUGCCGCCACGUCGGUCUUGACAUCAAAGGCAAGGACCAAGCCAACCCUACCGCUAUGCUUCUCAGUGGUACCAUGCUCCUCCGCCACCUCGGCCUCGAUGAGCACGCCAACCGCAUCUCCAAGGCUGUCUACGGCGUCAUCGCCGAUGGCACCCACCGCACUCGCGACAUGGGCGGCAACUCGACGACCCACGAGUUCACCCGUGCCAUCCUUGACAAGAUGGAGACCGUCUAA
Molecule: messenger RNA, 1149 nt
Organism: Geosmithia morbida
Lineage: Eukaryota; Fungi; Ascomycota; Sordariomycetes; Hypocreales; Bionectriaceae
Product: isocitrate dehydrogenase (NAD+)
Exons: 3
Coding region: 1-1149 (382 amino acids)
Biological process (GO): tricarboxylic acid cycle; isocitrate metabolic process
Cellular component (GO): mitochondrion
Molecular function (GO): isocitrate dehydrogenase (NAD+) activity; magnesium ion binding; NAD binding
Source: RefSeq, a predicted model, not a curated record